Colletotrichum abscissum is the source of this 333-nucleotide messenger RNA. RefSeq lists its product as uncharacterized. Bases 1 to 333 code for a protein of 110 amino acids. Gene Ontology annotation, cellular component: mitochondrial large ribosomal subunit. The transcript is spliced from 2 exons. Gene Ontology annotation, molecular function: structural constituent of ribosome. NCBI's taxonomy places the organism in Eukaryota, Fungi, Ascomycota, Sordariomycetes, Glomerellales, Glomerellaceae. The record is from RefSeq and is a predicted model, not a curated record.
AUGUUUGGAGCCUUCCGCAUGACCUCCCCGCUCUCGAGCGGCCUCCUCUGGAAGAUCCCGUGGCGGCUCUCCAAGUUCCAGAAGCGCCGCCACCGCGAGCGCCUCCGCGCCGUCGACGACGUGAUUGCGACGGUGGACGCUGCGCUGGCCAAGAAGGGCGAGACGGUGGCCGCGCUGGAGCGGUGGAAGGCCGAGAUGCCGACCGAGGCGGAGAUGCUGCCGAGGGACAAGUAUACCAUGUUUGAUCGCAAGGAGAAGAAGUACCGCAAGGGCAUUCACAAACUUCCCAAGUGGACGAGAGUUUCGCAGAGAUUGAACCCGCCGGGUUACUAG